Messenger RNA from Pygocentrus nattereri (red-bellied piranha), 1766 nucleotides. It is a transcript of the gene rbm24b, whose product is annotated as RNA binding motif protein 24b. Gene Ontology annotation, cellular component: cytosol. Bases 216 to 965 code for a protein of 249 amino acids. Gene Ontology annotation, molecular function: mRNA 3'-UTR binding. NCBI's taxonomy places the organism in Eukaryota, Metazoa, Chordata, Actinopteri, Characiformes, Serrasalmidae. The transcript is spliced from 5 exons. The record is from RefSeq and is a predicted model, not a curated record.
GGUAACACAUUGAGGCAGAGCCAAACUGUCAAAGCAGUUGGCAUGAGGUUUCACUGGUCUCACUUUCCACACGCAGCUGCUUCAGAACAAGGCGUUUGUUGGUCUGCGGGCCAGUUUGGUCACCAAAAGUCCGCGUGAGCUCAGCUUUUAGAUCCUAGGUUUUUGUUUGGCUGGAGAAGUUUGAAGUUGGAAGCCUCUGUGGUCUGAGUGUGAAGAUGCACUCGAACCAGAAGGACACGACCUACACCAAGCUCUUCGUUGGAGGCCUGCCGUAUCACACCACUGACUCGAGCCUCAGGAAGUAUUUCGAGGUUUUUGGGGACAUUGAUGAGGCUGUGGUCAUCACCGACAGACAGACUGGGAAGUCCAGGGGCUACGGGUUUGUGACUAUGGUUGACCGGCCUGCUGCAGAGAGAGCCUGUAAAGACCCCAACCCCAUCAUAGACGGCAGGAAGGCUAACGUUAACCUGGCCUACCUGGGGGCAAAGCCACGGAUCCUACAGCCAGGUUUCUCAUUCAGCGUCCCUCAGAUACAUCCAGCAUUUCUCCAAAGGCCUUACGGAGACAGUGAUGAUGAUCAGACCCCUUUACAAUUACAGUAUACCGCCCCAUUUCGCCAGCUCACGAGGAUUCCUGCUCAUUAUGUAUAUCCUCAGACCUUCGUCCAGCCCAGCGUUGUCAUCCCUAAUGUCCAGCCUUCUGCUGCGUCCACCACCGCAGCUGCCGCAUCUCCGUUUCUGGACUACACUAGUGCUGCUGCUUACGCUCAGUACUCCACAGCCUAUGACCAGUACCCGUACGCCGCCUCUCCUGCCGCAAGCUACCUCACCACAGCCGGCUAUGGCUACGUCCAGCAGCCUGUAGCAUCACCUGCACCACCAGCAGCAGCAGCAGCAGUAGCAACAGCGGCCGCAGCUUUUAGCCAAUACCAACCACAGCACCUACAGACUGACCGCAUACAAUAGUGAAGAGAAGUUAAAGUUAAAGUGCAGAUAAAGGAAAAAGUGUCUCGGUUUCCACUCACACCAAGACAUCAAGCAGCCAGAUUAGCUUCUUUAGUUUAGCGCUGGAGCUACAAGGCUAGUGUAGCUAACAAGUAAUGGACAUUCAUGGCUGUAUACACCAUGAUAACUACAUUAGCCUUAAACCAUGUGGAUUCAUUAAGUAGUCUUGAUUUAUGUGGUGUCUGUGACCGUUUUUAGCUAUGCUAAUGUACUUAGUCCGUGUUUAUAGUGAUUAUUACAUUAUCAGAGACCACAUAAUCAAGUCUGUUAGCGAUUACUGAGCAGCUCCACACAGUUUGAGGCAAAAGCCGUUAGUUAGCAUGAUGCUAAUGUGCGGCUGUGAGCUUUUUAUUACCCGUUAGCUACAUUAGCCUCGUGGCCCUAGCACAAAACCAAAGAAGCGAACUUCAGACACCAAAACACGUCUUGGCUGAUCAACUACAUUUGAGGUAAAAGGGUGAAACGGUGUUCAUUUGGUUUUGCGCUUUUUCGUCCUGCAGCUGGUGCUGAGUGUGAAGAAGGACUGCAGUCCAGCCAGAGAGCAGUGAUGCUCAUCAUGAAGAGAAAUAAGCUUUUAUUGGUAGUUGUUGUUUUUUGUGUUUGUGUUAUUUAAAGUGUAUUUAACAAGGCAAAAUGUGCGAAACAGCAACUCGCAUCGUCUUCAACCACAUCACCUCAAUGUGUUCUUCAAAUCCAGUGCUGUGCAAGCGUCUUAGGCCAAAAUGAUGACCAUAAAUGAAAGUAAAGAUUUGGGUCAUUCUA